Thecamonas trahens ATCC 50062 is the source of this 1079-nucleotide messenger RNA. RefSeq names its product potassium channel interacting protein. NCBI's taxonomy places the organism in Eukaryota, Apusomonadida, Apusomonadidae. Gene Ontology annotation, molecular function: calcium ion binding. The transcript is spliced from 2 exons. The record is from RefSeq and is a predicted model, not a curated record. The coding region runs from base 63 to 980 and encodes 305 amino acids.
CCCCCUCCCACACCCACACCCACACCCACCUCCCACCACCUCCCACUUCCUCUCUCAGCAGCAUGGGAAAGGGCCAGUCCAAGAACGCAAAGGCGUCUCCGUCAGAGAGCAAGCCCAAGGUUACCGCACCUGUGGCCAAGGAUACCAAGCGCGCGCUGCGGAAGCUCAACCCAAAGGUGGCUGGUGAUCUGGUGGCGGAGACGCGGCUGACCAAAGACGAGGUCUCUGCUCUGCACACCUACUUUCAGCAGCUGGAGAGCCUGGAUGGAGUCGACUACUCGGACGGCGUGACACGGGAGACCUUUAUCCAGCACUGUCUCAAGGUCGAUCUCGGUCAUGCUGAUGCCGCUGAUCGACUCUUCUCGCUCUUUGACGUCGAUAACUCGGGCUCGAUCGAUUUUCGUGAGCUCUGCCUCUUCACCUCGCUCAUGGGCCGCGGCUCGACAACCGAGAAGAUCCGCUACGCCUUUGCCGCCUUUGAUCUCAACUCGGAUGGCGCUCUUGACACCGAUGAAGUCCGCGGCAUGCUGCAGGCCUCGCUCAAGCUCGCCGAGUCGCUUUGCAUCGCCAACCGCGAAGAGAGCGAGAUCCUCGCCGCAGACUCAUCCGCGGCAGAGGCCAUCACCAACGACCACGUCGAGGAAGUCUUCCGCGACGUCGACACCAACCAGAACGGAACCAUCGAGCUCGACGAGUUCCUCAACGCUGGCACUUCGAACAAGUACAUCAAGCGCGUUCUUGACUUUUUCUACAUGAUCUCGCACCCGGCCUACGUCGACGCCCAACGGAAGAAGAAGGCUGCGCGCGCUGCCGCCAAGGCCCAGGCUGCGACAGUUGAACCUGCCGCCCCUGCCGCCGUCGCUGCCUCUUCUUCGGCUGAUCCCCCUGCUAACGCCGCAAGCCCGGCCGACAGCGACUCGGAUCUGGACUCCUCCGACUGCUCCGACUGGUCGUCCUUCUACUCGUCAUCAUACGAGUGAUGGUCGCCACGGCAUGUCGAGCGCCCCGCCUCACAGAAGCGACCAUCUUGAACAUAGUGUCGCUCAUCCGACCAUCAGACAAACGCACAUUUGAUACUC